AUGAUUCUUAUUUCUUUUUCUUCUUCCUGCCUACCCUUUCUUUUUUUCAUUUCUUCCCCUCUUUCUUUCUCUAUUAAUUUCUUUAUUUUUCUCUUUCUUUUAUCCUGUACUUUCAUUCUUCUUAUCAUUCUUUCUCGUUCUACCUUUCUUUCUCUCUCGCUUUCUCUAUUUCUCUGUUUACUUUUUCCAAUUCCUUUCUCUUUAUAUCUCUUUCUUUUAUUCUCUUUUUCUCCUUUCCUGUCUUUCUUUUACUUUAUUCUUUCUUUUUCUCUAUCUUUUAUUUCUCACACUAUGUUAUUCUUUCUCUUUUUUCCUCUUUCUUUUUCUGUUUAUUUUUUCGUUUUCUCUUUCUUUCAUUUCCUAAUUUAUAAAUUUAGUUUACGACUUUUAUCACAAAAUAUUUCUUCCCUUUGUCUGCUUCAUUUUUUUUCUGCUGACAAGAGAGUUUCACCUUGGAGAAAACCCAAUACAUGCAUAAAUGCACAUCUAUCUAUCUAUCUAUCUAUCUAUCUAUCUAUCUAUCUAUCUAUCUAUCUUAAUAUAAAGCAGAAAGAAGCCCAAUACAUGCAUAAAAAUCUAUCAUCUAUCUAUCUAUCUAUCUAUCUAUCUAUCUAUCUAUCUAUCUAA
Molecule: messenger RNA, 627 nt
Organism: Acanthosepion pharaonis
Lineage: Eukaryota; Metazoa; Mollusca; Cephalopoda; Sepiida; Sepiidae
Source: the annotation of a GenBank genome assembly